Molecule: messenger RNA, 1121 nt
Organism: Tilletiaria anomala UBC 951
Lineage: Eukaryota; Fungi; Basidiomycota; Exobasidiomycetes; Georgefischeriales; Tilletiariaceae
Product: translationally-controlled tumor protein
Exons: 4
Coding region: 145-648 (167 amino acids)
Cellular component (GO): cytoplasm
Molecular function (GO): calcium ion binding
Source: RefSeq, a predicted model, not a curated record
CGCUCACCAACAACACCUUCUUCGCGAGCACAUCUCUACCACACUGCUCACCUCGAGCUCUCUCGCAUCCAAGCGCCAUCCCAGGACCCGUUCUUUUGUUAUUGUUGUUGUUGUCGUCGCGAUUCAGCAGGAACCACCGCCAAGAUGCUUCUCUUCACCGACAUUAUCACCGACGAUGAGAUGCUCACCGACUCCUACGACAUGAAGGAGAUCAACGACAUCGUCUACGAGGUCGACGGAAAGCAGAUCGUCAUCCAAGAGGGUGACGUUGACAUUGGAGGCAACCCAUCUGCUGAGGAGCAGGCCGAGGCCCUCGAGAGCGGCGCCGAGCAGGUUAUCGACGUCGUCCACUCGGCAAAGCUGCAGCAGACCUCAUUCGACAAGAAGGGGUACCUUACCUACCUCAAGGGCUACAUGAAGUCCAUCAAGAACAAACUCCAGGAGUCCAACCCGGACCGCGUCCCGGCGUUCGAGAAGGGUGCCGCCGAGUUUGCAAAGAAGAUCGUCGCCAACUUUAAGGACUACGAGUUCUACACUGGAGAAAGCAUGAACCCGGAUGGCAUGGUCGUCCUCCUCAACUACCGCGAGGACGGCGUCACUCCAUACUUCAUCUUCUGGAAAGACGGCCUGAAGUCGCAGAAGAUCUAAUCCGGGGGCGCUACGCAUCUCGAGGCCGGCCGAGCGGCGCCAGAGCAAAAGCACUGGGUCAUCCUCUCUCCUUGUCGUGCCGCCCUGUCGCUCUACUCUAUGUGGUUCACUGCGAUGUGUCACCGAAAAGCAAUUGCAUCAUGCUUUGGUCUGGGGCUCCUGAUACAAUACAUGUCCGUCCGGCGACGUGGCGCAGUGGCGCAUGAUGCUCAUCGGGUGGGGGCGCACACAUCAGCUGAAGAACGAGCGUGCAUGCCAUAUCGAAGGAAGCAGCCGCACGUUGCAGGAUCACCUCGGGGCUGAAAGCGUGCAUGGCGGCAUCUCCCGACGCAAGUAGAAUUGCUCAUUUUGCCCAGAGGACCCUCUUAGAGGCGGUGUGCACGCGGGUCUUGAGUAUUCGAAUCCUCUUCCGAGUAUGCACCUCGGCAAGCUUGAAUUCGUUUCGGGCGACAGACAGCGUUGACGGUGAGAAU